Planococcus citri (citrus mealybug) is the source of this 2002-nucleotide messenger RNA. RefSeq names its product lysoplasmalogenase TMEM86B. NCBI's taxonomy places the organism in Eukaryota, Metazoa, Arthropoda, Insecta, Hemiptera, Pseudococcidae. The record is from RefSeq and is a predicted model, not a curated record. Bases 353 to 1030 code for a protein of 225 amino acids. The transcript is spliced from 5 exons. Gene Ontology annotation, cellular component: membrane. Gene Ontology annotation, molecular function: hydrolase activity.
UAUUACUACCCGAGCCCGAGCCCAAGCACUAAACUGUCAUACCUCAGUUGAUUGCGAUAAUUCUCAAUUUUUCCGCACAUGUUCCAUUGUUCGACGCUAUAAAUAAGCUCAUUCAACUACUGGUGAUUCACUUUAAUAACAGAGUAAUGUUUUAUUAUUAUAUUCGCGUGCUUGCCGUAUAAAUUAUAGGAUCGAAGUUGCGAUUGGCAAAAAUGAGAGUGUACUCGUAGGUCUGUCUAGGUAUAGGCGAACUUGCGUUACUUGUUGAUGUUGACUCGAUAAAGGGGUAUAUCAACUUUCAAGUGGAUCAUCAUCAAUAUUACCGGUUUGUUUUUCCAUUUAAUCAUUUAAAAUGUGCUCUAAGAUUUGUACAAACGUGUUAUCGAGGCGUUUGGCGCCGUUUUUAUUCGCAGUUGUGUUGUUUUUUUUCUCGAGAAAUUUACUUAAGGAUAAUUUAGUGUUGUACGCUUUGCUGAAAUGUUCGCCGAUUUUAUCUCUUUAUUGGUUCGCGCAAACAGUCCAAUUUCAGGUGUUUGACAAAACAAAAAUUGUGUCUCUGAAAUACUUGAAUAUUGGGUUAAUUUUCUCUUGCAUUGGAGAUAUUUUACUGGUAUGGCCGGCUACGUUUCUAUAUGGAAUUGGAGCUUUUGCAUUGGCUCAUGUCAUGUACAUUGGUUAUUUUGAAAUGAAUCCCCGGAAUAACGCUCUAGGAGCUGUUUUAGUUGUGAUGAAUUUGAUUGUGUUCUUGGUUGUAUCUUCAACAAUUAGUGGGAUAUUAUUGAUGGCCGUUCUCAUCUAUAGUCAUUUGUUGAUUGGUACAGUUUGGAGAAGUUUGGAUCAAGCUUUACAUUGUAAAGAUAAAAAAAUCUGGAGUGUUUGCGGCGCCGUUGGAAGUCUUUUAUUCUGUUUUUCUGAUUUGAUGAUCGCUGUCACCAUGUUUCUUCAUCCUAUUCCAUAUUCAGAGGUAUUGAUUAUGUCAACGUACUAUGCUGGACAAUUAGGAAUUGCCUUGAGUACUUUAAGAUACUAAAAAUAAUAUAAAAUUCACCCUUAAUUUCAAACUUUGCCAUCUUGAGUAGUUACGUUCGAAUUUGAAAUUGUAACGUAUCAAGAUCUUUAACGAAGCAUUAUCAUUUUUCAUCGUAUUCCUCUCCUUUCUUCACCAGUUGUCUGCGCAUCUUUUUUUUUAGGUAGGUAGUUCACUCUAUCAAAUGAUGUUCUACCCUAUUUUUGCACCACUAAAAGAAUAAAAAUUUUAUAUUCUUUUUAUGGGUCACCUGAAUAUUAUGGUAUAGAGCUUUACAAGGUCCUUUUAAUUUAAAAAGUUCAGUUGAUAGGAACAUUAUAGACUGAAAUGUUGAGAAUCAUUUUUUUUUUAAAUAAAAAAAAUAUUUUGGGACUGCUGAAAUAAGUACUCAAUAGAAACGUUUCAAUAGGUAAGAUACUUUCAGCCUUUGUUUUAAAUUUUAAAAUGAAAAUUGACAGACUCCAGUUUAUGCAUCUAAUAUUACGUGUAACAUUUCGAUGAAAGAUAUUGAUGAAAUUAAUUUCUUUUGACUCGCCAACAAGUUCGUUGUUUGUUAAAAUAAUUGUUUUUCUACUUUUUUUUUUUUUUUUUUUUUUUUUUAAGAAUUUUAUUUUAACAACUUGGCUGAAUGGAUCGAAAAUCAUAGUACCUACUUAAAAAUUUAUCAAUUGCGAUAUUUUUUUCUUUUUUUAAUCGUCGGUGUUUUUUUUCUCAUAAAUAUUUGAAAAUUAUUUUCAUGUGUUUUUUCACGAGAUCGGUAUAGAUUUUCAGAAAUUUUAUUCGUGCAAGAAUAGAAUACUUUCGAAAUGAAUCGAAAAGAAAAUUCGCUUUUCCAACGCGAAUUGCUGGAGUUUUAUUUUGCAUUAGUAUGUGAUACAAAUAAUGGUAAUUUUAGAAUUUGUUAUUGUAUUUUUUUUGCAUUUGUAUUCUUUUUUAUAUUUUUUGUAUGCAAUAUAAUCGUCCUAAGAAGGUCAA